This is a messenger RNA of Austrofundulus limnaeus, 1551 nucleotides long. RefSeq names its product claudin-4. Bases 432 to 1400 code for a protein of 322 amino acids. The transcript is spliced from 2 exons. Gene Ontology annotation, molecular function: structural molecule activity. Lineage: Eukaryota; Metazoa; Chordata; Actinopteri; Cyprinodontiformes; Rivulidae. Gene Ontology annotation, cellular component: membrane; bicellular tight junction. The record is from RefSeq and is a predicted model, not a curated record.
AGGCAGCCGCGCAGGUGACAAAAAAGAAAGGUGGAGGACUAGAGAGAGACGAGACUGAGUGAGAGGGCUGAGGUGAAGUCAGAAACACAAAUCGUGGCAGGACAAAGACAGAUGAAAACAAGCUGUGAACAAAUGACGCUCAGCUGAACUUAAACAACUAAAGRAUACAGGAAGAAGGACGAAGAACUGAAACUGUUAGAGCUCCGCGUUCCCGCAAAACAUCCAAUCAGCAUCGCAAAUAUAUUGAGAAAAUGAUAUCUGCAGAAAUGCAGCUUUAUGCUGAGAAGGACUGACAACAAGAUGCUCCCAGAAAGAUUCAGGAGAGGAUUCAGAGUGAACUACACUGAAGUCCAAAGACGCUCCACAGACACAAAAACAGAACCAUCUACAAGUCGUUGAGGCUUCCUCUGCAGCUUCAAACAUCUUCCACCAUGGCUUCGAUGGGAAUGCAGAUGUUGGCCGGCGUCCUGUGCCUCCUGGGCUGGGCAGGGGUCAUCCUCUCCUGCAUCCUACCCAUGUGGAGGGUAACCGCCUUYGUGGGCACAUCUAUCGUGACCGCACAGGUAGUCUGGGAGGGCAUCUGGAUGAACUGCGUUACCCAAAGCACGGGACAUUUGCAGUGUAAACCRUACGAGUCCAUGCUUGAGCUCAGCUCUGACCUGCAGGCGGCCAGAGGUCUCAUGGUCCUCUCCAUAGCUACAGGCGGCAUAGGCCUCAUCCUGGCUUUUUUUGGAGGAAAGUGCACUCGAUUCUUGGAGGAAGAARGAAGCGGGGCAAAAGGCAAAAUGGCCUUAUCAGCAGGUGCAGUGUUAACGGCCACAGGGCUGCUCUGUUUGAUUCCCACAAUGUGGUCAGCCGGGGCGGUGGUUAAAACUUUCUACAGCUCCGCCACUGAUACCGAGCGGAGGGAGCUCGGCGCCUGUCUCUACAUUGGCUGGUUGGCGUCCAUUUUGCUUGUAUUUGGAGGAGGUUUGUUCUUGAAAUCAUCGUGCCCGCUCAAAGCCCACGACACUGACAAGCCCUCCUCCGUUCGCUACGUGGCGGUCCCUCCCUCCAACGGGUCGACCAGGGCAGGUUCUUAUCACAGCAGGGUGACGUCUACGAGGAGGGUCAAAUCCCCCAAACUUCAAAGCUUCGAGGGUGCGACCACAAAGCCUCAGCUGUAUGCGAGACCUCUGUCAGACAGGCCUUCUGUGCAGAACUCCAGAGAGGGAUCCAGAAAAUCCAGGGCUUCAUCGACAAAGUCUCAGCUGAAAAGAGGCGAGUCACUGCUGUCCGACCACAGUGAGGCACUGUCAACAAAGUCUCAGCUGAAACGAGCUGAAGAGCUGAAAGAGACUCUAACAACCAGCAGUGAAAAGGAUGAUGCAUCUUCAAACCCCAACAAAACCUACCUGUAAUGUUUGUGUCUCUGCCGAGGACGCARUAACUGGAAUAAUUUAUGUUUAAUGAAGGAAGAUGAAACAGAUUUAAACUGGUGAAUUUUCUUUAUUUUGGUAAAGGAUUCAAUUCAGUUUAUUUAUAUGGCAUCAAGUCACAACAAACCUCUCA